AUGCUAGACCUUUUGAAACUGCUCAAGUCAGCCGGGUUUAAGCGGCUCUUGCUCGAGAAUCAAGAAGUGUUCGAGGAAUUGUCAGCAUCUGGAAGGACUCUCCCUUGCGAUUCCAUGUUUGAGCAAGCCGUUUUGCAAGACUUUUCUGCCCCGAUCUUGUGGUGCACUGCGAUGCUGGCGCUUUCAUACCAAGCUGGGUGCGAUUGGGUUCCCAGAACGGUUUGCCCUCGGAUCAGAUCGGACACCUGGCACAGUCGACUGUAG
Messenger RNA from Cladocopium goreaui, 264 nucleotides. Lineage: Eukaryota; Dinophyceae; Suessiales; Symbiodiniaceae. The record is from the annotation of a GenBank genome assembly.